This is a messenger RNA of Oncorhynchus kisutch (coho salmon), 2798 nucleotides long. Its product is annotated as E3 SUMO-protein ligase PIAS2. Gene Ontology annotation, molecular function: zinc ion binding; SUMO ligase activity; transcription coregulator activity. Gene Ontology annotation, biological process: protein sumoylation; regulation of transcription by RNA polymerase II. The coding region runs from base 635 to 2158 and encodes 507 amino acids. Lineage: Eukaryota; Metazoa; Chordata; Actinopteri; Salmoniformes; Salmonidae. The transcript is spliced from 13 exons. The record is from RefSeq and is a predicted model, not a curated record. Gene Ontology annotation, cellular component: chromatin.
ACAAUCAUUGCGGAAUUAACUAGUGACGAAUUUCCGGGCAAGGGGGAUCCAUUUUUUAAAAACUAUUCCUUCCUGUCCCCCCUUGCCUUGCAAGUGUAUACUCGUCAGACGUCAUCAGGAGUGUCCACUUAAUUUGAGGGCUGAGGGGAUACCUUUAGUUUUCUUAUUUAAUCCCCCCAGGUUCCAGCUGGUGGAGGUAAUGCAACCAUUAACAUUGGCUGCCAGCCGCCGUUAAGCCCCAUAGUAGAAGAAGAAUAAACCCCCCGGUCACAUGACGUGGAGGUCUCCGGUCCGACCGACGAGAAAGUGGCGGAAUUUAAGGCGCUACGGAGCAUGGUAUCCAGUUUCAGAGUGUCGUAGCUACAAGUGUUAAAAAACACGAGCGGUCGCAAGCACCCCCUAAAGAACGCCUUCUGCCGUCCAGUUCACCAUCAAGGAAUCGAAUCAACUGUGUCAUCCCAAGGCGGUAGACAGUAGUCUCCCUGACUUAGUGUCCAUCAAGUCAACGUUCUUCUAGGCAGAGGAAGGAGGUGUUCUGACCUCAGUGACCCUGGACUCUGACCCGGUCUCUGAUUCACUGGUCUUGUCUGGUGAUUCGCUGGUGCUUGACGAGGAGACCAAUAAGGAGUUGAGGAUGAACCUCCAGCAGCCCGCCCCUCUCAUCCCUCCGGUCCACCCAGACAUCCAGAUGAAGUCUCUCCCGUUCUACGACGUGUUGGAUAUCCUCGUCAAACCCUCCAGCUUGGGUCAGUGUGUCUCUGGAGCCAGUGGUGUUCAGAGAUACAACCAAGAUAAGUACUUCAUCUUCGCCUUGACGCCUCAACAAGUCAGGGAGGUGUGCAUCUCCAGGGACUUUUUACCAGGUGGCAGAAGAGACUAUAUGGUUCAGAUACAACUGAGGUUCUGUCUUUCAGAAACCAGUUGUCCCCAAGAAGACAACUACCCAAACAGUCUCUGCAUUAAAGUCAAUGGGAAGCUGUUCCCCCUUCCGGGUUAUGCCCCUCCCCCUAAAAAUGGAGUGGAACAGAAGAGACCAGGAAGACCUUUAAACAUCACCUCAUUGGUCAGAUUGUCCUCUGCAGUACCCAAUCAGAUCUCUAUAACGUGGGCACCUGAAAUCGGAAAGACGUACUCUGUGUUGGUGUACCUGGUGAGACAGCUCACCUCACCUCUACUGCUGCAGAGGCUCAGGAUGAAGGGCAUCAGAAAUCCAGACCACUCCAGAGCACUGAUAAAAGAGAAGCUGACAGCAGACCCUGACAGUGAGAUUGCUACAACCAGUCUGAGAGUGUCUCUCAUGUGCCCUCUGGGUAAGAUGCGUCUGACAGUGCCGUGUCGAGCUCUCACCUGUUCCCACCUGCAGUGUUUCGACGCAGCCCUCUACCUGCAGAUGAAUGAGAAGAAGCCCACUUGGGUCUGUCCUGUCUGUGACAAGAAGGCCCCCUACGAGAGCCUCAUCAUCGACGGGUUGUUCAUGGAGAUUCUGAACGACUGUUCCGAUGUGGAUGAGAUCAAGUUCCAGGAGGAUGGGACCUGGUGCCCCAUGAGACCAAGGAAAGAGGCCCUCAGUGUGUCCUCAACCUGUAUCCCAAAAAUAGAACCACGUCAGUGUGCGGUGGUCCCUCCCCACAGAGAGCCCAGCUCGACCAAUAAGAAGGCAGACGUGAUCGACCUGACCCUAGAGAGCUCGUCAGAGGAGGAGGAGGAGGAGGAGGAGGACCCUGACCCGCCACUCAAGAAGCGAUGCCUCUACAUGUCCAAGACCGAGGAGGUGCACGCCAAGGGAGUGUUGUCCUAUCAGCCGUCGACAGUGUGCCUGCCAAACGUACAUGCCCUGGACACAUCAUCCUACCUGACGAACUCACUAGCCGACUAUACAGUCCCCUUCCACCACUCCACCCUGUCCACCGUCCCUACGGACAUGCAGGGUCUGGAUCUGUUCUCGCUGAUCCAAGGUGACCCGCAGCAUUACAGAGCUCCCAUGUUCCUGGAUAACCUGACCAGCAGCCUGCAGGGUGCCACCACUAGCGCCGGCCUGGUGUCCUCUUCUAGCCAAUACGACACCAGUUCCCACCUCUUCUCCACCUCUUCUUACCAAACUGGGGUUAUUACCGGGGUAGGGUCCAACAGCAUCUCAGACAUCAUCUCUUUGGACUAAUUCUCUGAUCCCUGUGAGCUCAUUGGACUGAUUGUCUUGUCACUCACAGGAGCCUUCUAUCAGAAGCCUUCAAUUGGCUGUGUCCUGAAAUGGAAUCCUAAUCCCUAUAUAGUGCACUACUUUUGUCCGUACAGCAGAAAGUAGUGCACUAUAUAUGUAAUAAAGUCUGCAUCAGAAAUGGCACCAUGUCCAUAGGCCUUCACCACUGGGACAGACUGUGGCCUUCACCACUGGGACAGUAAAGAUACAUUCCUUUCGCCAGACCCCUGCUUUGUAGGUCAGAGUUGAUGAAAGAUUAAGAAAGUUAGAGGCCCCACACCUAGACUCCGCGUUGACCUGAGGUGGCCGCCUCACCCAUAGACUCCGCACCUGCAGACUCCGCGUUGAUCUGAGGUAAUGAGGAACAGAAGAUUGCCUUUUCUAUUGGAUGAACUGACAUGGAAGUGGGACUGGUUGAUGGUGUGGAUUGUUUGAAACGGUUGUGUGUCAGUACCUAGGAGGAGUCAUCCCAAGGCAGCUCAUUGUUGUUUUACUAACUAAUUAAGUGUUCAAGGAGCAACACUAUGUAAAACCCCAUUGUACGGUACAUUCGGAGUAUUCAUACCCCAUUGAUUUAUUAAAUAUUAUGUUACAGCCUAAA